Messenger RNA from Aedes aegypti (yellow fever mosquito), 1452 nucleotides. RefSeq lists its product as uncharacterized. Bases 1 to 1452 code for a protein of 483 amino acids. The transcript is spliced from 2 exons. The record is from RefSeq and is a predicted model, not a curated record. Lineage: Eukaryota; Metazoa; Arthropoda; Insecta; Diptera; Culicidae.
AUGGCGCUUCGUGAGCGCUCUAAACUGAUGAGCGUGACGGUGGAUGCGAUAAGGACCAUUGAGACAUUUGUCGACGAGUACGAUGCCGAAAUCGAUAGAAACAAAAUCGAAUCUAGGUUGAUGAGGUUGGAUCAAUUAUAUGAUCGAUAUGUGAAUGUGUCUAUUGAGGUGGAAAUGUUGAUGGAGGAGAAAACGGAAACUAAGGACAAGUUCUUCAAAAGCCCUCACACCGCAGCCGUUUCGAAAACGUAUACUCCUAAAGCCACCAGUUGCAUUGUGUGCAACCAAUCUCACCGCAUCUACGAUUGCGAAGUUUUCAAGCGGAUGCAACUCGAGCAGAAGCAAGACACUGUCCGAAAGAAGAAGCUGUGCUGGAAUUGUCUGUCGCCGAGUCACCUUAGUCGUGAAUGCUCCUCCAAACCCUGUCGGAGGUGCAAUGAAAAGCAUCAUACGUUGUUGCAUCCGCCCUCCCCCAACGAUCGUUCCACCCAACCCCAAGCAAAACCACCCAUUCGAACUCAGCAAUCCACCUCAAGUAUCGACGACGAGUCCGUAAUCCCAGCAUUACUCUCAGUCCCCGCUCCACUUGCCUCAACCACCACCACGUCCGCCACCCAGCAGCCCCACACUUCCAAUGCGUUGGCUGCAGCCAACUCGACCAAGACCAGCUACUCAACUGUCUUGUUGUCCACCGCCGUGGUUAAAGUCCAUGGCCCUUCCGGAAGAUCCACAUUCGUUCGAACCCUGUUGGACUCCUGCUCGGAGUCGAAUUUUAUCACCGAGAGAAUCGUUCAGUUGUUGGGACUGAACCGACAAAAGCAAGCUGCAGUCAUCGCUGGAAUGGGUGGAUCCACAAUCAACAGCAAUCGGUGUACCGUGACCACUUUCAGUUCCGUUGACUCUACCUAUUCGAACACACUUACGUUCAACAUUCUCACCAAAAUCACCAAUGAUUUGCCGGAAAGGAAGAUUGAUGUUUCCAAUUGGCAUAUCCCUUCUACUGUGGUCUUAGCCGAUCCAGAUUUUGCCAAGCCGCAAAGGAUCGAUAUGGUUAUCGGCGCUCAGCUUUUCUUCAGUCUUCUGCGGGAAGGUCAGCUACCAGUCGUGGCCGGUUCUCCAAUAAGUCAGCCAAUUCUCCAGCGUACCGUAUUCGGCUGGGUAGUUAGCAGUCCUAUAAAAACCCAUGAUCAAUCCCGAGGCUCUGAAAGAGUCACUCUGCUGUGCACCACUGAGGAUCUCGACAAACAGUUACCUCGAUUCUGGAGAGUCGGAAGUAGUCCCAACAGUCGUGGCCUUCGAAGGAGGAAACAACCUGCGAUAGGCACUUAUCAGCAUCCACCACCCGUAACGAAUCAGGCAGGUUCGUUGUGCGCUCACCAAAGAAGGAAGAAGGAAUUUGGAACCACGUCGCUGGUUUGGAGACCCGGCGGAUCUUAUCUCGCGAGGUACUAA